CUUCGUGAACUGCACGUGAACUGCUAAUGUUAACUUUUAGCAAAUAGAUUUAGGUGAUCAGCUCAAGUGUUGUCGUGUGGGGCUGCCACGUUUGCUGUCACAUUUGUCUGGGCCACACGGAAGCAAGAUAUUUUUUUUGUAAUCAUCCUUUUAAGAGGUGAUGGAGGUUGGCGCAAGUCCGUUGCUCUAUGAACUGCUGCUCCAGAUAGGCCAGGGCUCCUUUGGCAAGGUGUACAAAGCCAGGGAGAUAGGCGGAACAGGGCGUCUCCUGGCGGUGAAGAAGUUCCACAGCGAGUUGUCGAGAUCGUCGGGCAACAAUGGCAUCCCUCCGUACAUGCUACGUGAGGUGGCGCUGCUGUGUAGGAUGAAGUUCUUUGACCACCCCAACGUCAUCAAGUUGUUGGAUGCGAGGGCCACAAUGGUGAGCAAGGCGUUCGACCUCACGGUGGUGUUGGAGUACAUCGAACAGGACCUGUCCACUUACCUGUCCAGAGCCCCUCCGUCUGGACUCAGCUUGGACGACAUUAGGGCCAUAAUGCUGCAGCUGAUGCGCGGCCUGGACUUCCUGCACGUCAACAUGGUGGUGCACCGCGAUAUCAAGCCGGAAAACAUCCUGAUCAGCAGCGGCGGCCUGGUCAAGAUCGCCGACUUCGGACUGGCUCGCAUGUAUACCGUCAACAUGGCCCUCACGCCAGGUGUUGUCACGUUGUGGUACCGAUCUCCGGAAGUGCUGCUCACCUCUGUUUACACGUCGUCUGUGGAUGUGUGGAGCGCGGGAUGCAUAUUUGCUGAGCUCUUCCUGCUCAAGCCGCUCUUCAAAGGAUCCUCUGAAGCGCAACAGCUGCAAAUGAUCUUUGAGCUCGUUGUUUUUGCUGCUGUCAAUCACUCCAGGUUCAUCGGUUUGCCCACUGAGGUUGAUUGGCCCCAGCACAGCCCCGUUGCCUACUCACUUUCCUUUGGGCCCAAGGACCCCAAUCCCCCGCUGCUGGCCUCGCUGAACCCCCACGAGAGAGACCUCCUUCUGCAAUGUUUAACCUUCACGCCAAGCAGACGCAUCUCGGCCGCUGGGGCCCUUGCUCACCCCUUCUUCAUCCAGCACUGAAGGAAAGUAUUCACUCUGUUCGAUGUUAAUAUUGCGUCUUUACAAAGCCACUAUGAGCACCUUAAAAUGGACACUUUUUGUUGUUGAUUUUGUCCAAGUUAUCUGUGAAGAGAUGUUAUGCCUUGGAAGUCUGUUCACUGAAUUAUGUCAGUGCAAUUUCUAACAUUUUUCUAUUCUACUAUGUUUGAAACAGUUUAUAAUGAGUGUUGCCUUUAAGAGCAGUACAAGCCCUUUCAUGGCUGACUUCAAGCAGAAAAACUGAAUAAAGGAAAUGUUGUUGUUUUUUCCACAAUUUAUAAUUCUCUCCAGGUGUCUUAAUAAAAUGUCUGUGACGUGCACUAAAAUAAAAAUAAAAAGAGUCGUGCCA
Molecule: messenger RNA, 1469 nt
Organism: Phyllopteryx taeniolatus (common seadragon)
Lineage: Eukaryota; Metazoa; Chordata; Actinopteri; Syngnathiformes; Syngnathidae
Product: cyclin-dependent kinase 4-like
Exons: 8
Coding region: 161-1102 (313 amino acids)
Biological process (GO): G1/S transition of mitotic cell cycle; regulation of gene expression; signal transduction
Cellular component (GO): nucleus; cyclin-dependent protein kinase holoenzyme complex; cytoplasm
Molecular function (GO): cyclin binding; ATP binding; cyclin-dependent protein serine/threonine kinase activity
Source: RefSeq, a predicted model, not a curated record